Tarenaya hassleriana is the source of this 837-nucleotide messenger RNA. RefSeq names its product transcription repressor OFP17. The transcript is spliced from 2 exons. Bases 16 to 588 code for a protein of 190 amino acids. The record is from RefSeq and is a predicted model, not a curated record. NCBI's taxonomy places the organism in Eukaryota, Viridiplantae, Streptophyta, Magnoliopsida, Brassicales, Cleomaceae. Gene Ontology annotation, biological process: negative regulation of DNA-templated transcription.
UCUCCAUCAUUAGACAUGAGAGUGAAGGCUUUGAUUACCUUGAAAUCAAAGCUUUCGAGAUCAUGCAACAGGUUUGCCUCUGUCUUCAGAUUCAGGCUUAAAAAGCCUGUCUUUAUUGGAGCCCUCGUGUCCCGUUUCCGCCACACUAAGCCGAGACAGCCUCCCGAGAAACGUCCUUCGACGUUACUGUCUUGUCUCUGUUUGGUCAAGAGAAAGGAACAGAAGAAGCACAAGAUGAGUGCGGCCAGAAACUCUUCAUUCGGUGUUAGCGAGGCAAAGCUUCUACAGUCUCCUGUUACGCCAGCAAAGAAGCUGUUCCCUUCGCCUAUUACACCGGCUUACGUGAGCACCAAGAAAACGAGCCAAAUGAAUUCAUUUGCAGACGAGGUUGUGGAAGAUGCUUGCAGAAGCUUCGAGAACUAUUUGAUUCAUUUGGUCGUCGAAGAAGGAAAAGUGGAGGACUUGAUGGACAUCGAGGAGCUUCUGUACUGUUGGAAGAACCUUAAGAGCCCUGUCUUUGUCGAUCUCGUGUCCAGAUUCUAUGGAGAGCUCUGCAGAGACCUGUUUUCAGGCGAGGAAGACCAAUGAAGAAUGAUGAGUUGCCUCUUUCCUUUCAAGAAAUCACUCUACCUUGUGCUGUAUGGGUAAAUAGAAAUGAACGUCUGACGCUAUUUUACAUUUUCAAUUUCAAAAUUGAAGUGAGCUGAUCAGCUUUUAUGUCAUGGAUGCUUAGACAAUGCAGAAAACAUGGUACCAAAAAACAGUAUGUGUACAGGAUGUUUAGCUGUACUUUCCGGAUUUCAUGAUGGGGAAAUGCCAAACAAUCCUAAACCAAUA